UGAAUGGCGCCGAUCGUCGCUUGGCUGCUGUGGAGGACUCGUUGACGGAAGACCAUGGGCCGAUAUCGCGCGGCGCUGGUGGUGGGGCCAGUUCGGCAGCCGUUUCGCUUGUGGCUUGUGACCCCGUCGAUUCCGUCGCUCUGGCCCUGGCGCCCCUCUCAUCCGCCGAGCUCGUGCCUGCUGGUGAUCCGGCACCUGCCAGCCCUUCUCAAUCUUCCCCGGCUCCUGCCGAUCGAGCCUCGUUUUCCCAGCGGCAUCCUUCGCCUGUCUCUGCUCCCGGCCAUCGCCCAGGCAUCAGCCCAUCUGGCGUCGCCCUGUUCCUCCACCACAAUUCACCAGCACUCUCCCCAUCGACGAGCCUCGUCUCGCUGAAAUGGCCCCAUCCAAGAAAACCUUCCAGAUCGGCAUCAUCGGAUGCGGCGACAUGGGCAAGUUCUACGCUCGGCAGUUUGUCAAGGCUGGCUGGAAAAAAGUCAAUGUCUGCGAUAUUCCAUCCAAAUAUGAUGCCCUCAAGGCCGAGCUUGAUGGAACUGGAGUCAACGUCUGUCCAGAUGGAUUCUCUGUCUCCCGCCAGAGCGACUUUAUCCUCUACAGCGUCGAAGCAGCCCUCAUCGAUAAAGUCGUUUCGCUCUAUGGACCUGCGACGAAAUUAGGAGCCAUCGUUGGUGGUCAGACCUCCGUCAAACAGCCUGAAAUCGCAGCGUUUGAAAAGUAUCUUCCCUCGGACGUGCAUAUUGUCAGCUGCCAUUCGCUUCAUGGACCCGGAGUCAAUCCCAAGGGACUUCCCCUGGUCAUGAUCCAGCACCGUUGUCCCGACGAAAAGUUUGCGCAGGUCGUCAGCGUCAUGAAGUGCUUCGAGUCGAGCAUGGUGUUUCUGACUGCAGAAGAGCACGACAGGAUCACGGCCGAUACCCAAGCCAUCACCCAUCUGGCGUUUUUGAGCAUGGGCAGUGCCUGGAAGGAGCAAUUACAGUUCCCGUGGGAAAAUCCUCAGUACAUCGGUGGCAUCGAGAACGUCAAGAUCCUCAUGUCGCUCCGCAUCUAUGCCAACAAGUGGCACGUCUACGCCGGCUUGGCCAUCAUGAACCCAAGUGCGCAGCUUCAGGUGCGCCAGUAUGCCAGAAGCGUUUCCGAGCUGUUCAAGCUGAUGAUCCAGGAGCGCGAAGACGAGUUCCGCCAACGCCUCAAGCAGGCAGCCGAUUAUGUCUUUGGAACCGAGCAGCGCCAGCCGAUUCUCCUCUCGGAUGCCCUGCUUGACAAGUUUUCGCUGUCGAGCAUCCCGAAAGACCAGCGCAAAGCGAACUCUCAUCUGUCCCUGUUGUCGAUGGUGGAUUGCUGGUACCAUCUGGGAAUCAAACCAUAUGAACACCUGAUUUGUCAAACUCCUCCAUUCCGACUUUUGCUGGGAAUCACAGAGUAUCUCUUUCGGAAUGUCGACUUCCUGGACUCGGCCCUCACAGCCGCCAUCCAUGACAAGGAUAUUCGCGCGGACGACAUGGAGUUUUGCUCUGCCGCUGCGCGCUGGGCCGAGUGCAUCGAGCAUUCGAGCAUGGACUCGUACCGAAUUCGGUUUGAGCAGACCUCGGACUUUUUCAAGGAGCGUCUCAAGACUGCGGCUCAGAGAUCGUCGGCCUUGAUAGAGUCGAUCAGCCAAAAGACCGUCUGAACUCUUUUGUUUCAUUGGCUCCAUUGCCCCUACCAUUCUGCUCAUCUGCGCCGCGGU
Messenger RNA from Polychytrium aggregatum, 1723 nucleotides. RefSeq lists its product as uncharacterized. Gene Ontology annotation, biological process: L-tyrosine biosynthetic process. The transcript is spliced from 15 exons. Gene Ontology annotation, molecular function: prephenate dehydrogenase (NAD+) activity; prephenate dehydrogenase (NADP+) activity; NAD+ binding. Bases 374 to 1666 code for a protein of 430 amino acids. NCBI's taxonomy places the organism in Eukaryota, Fungi, Chytridiomycota, Chytridiomycetes, Polychytriales. The record is from RefSeq and is a predicted model, not a curated record.